CCACCGUUCAUCGCGGGUCUCUGCCUUGGCCUGCGCCGCUCGCCCGCUCCUAAGCUGAGCCAUCCGCCACCGCCGUCGCCAUGCUCGGCCAUCUCCGGCAAUCCCUCCGCGCUCUUCACCGCCCACCCGCCGCCGUCACCUGUCGCGCCGCCAGCCAACCUGUCUCCUCCCACCCGUUCUGGAAUUCGCAUAUCGAGGAUAAUGACAUAAUAAUUGAUCGCAUACAAAAGAGCACAAGGGAACUGAAACAAGGUCCGAUUGGGAAAAAUCUGUCCUCGGCAGAGAAAAGGAAAUUUCUUAUCAACACUCUCCUUGACCUUGAAGAUUCAAGAGAAGCUGUUUACAGCACCCUAGAUGCUUGGAUUGCCUUUGAGCAGGAUUUUCCUCUGGCCUCGCUAAAGCAAGCACUUUUAGCUCUUGAAAAGGAGGAACAGUGGCAUAGAAUUGUCCAAGUGAUAAAAUGGAUGUUGAGCAAAGGGCAAGGAAAUACAAUGAGAACAUACGAGCUAUUAGUGUGUGCACUUGAGAAGGAUAAUAGAGCAGAGGAAGCACAUAAAAUCUGGCAGAAGAAAAUAGCCCAUGAUCUGCAUUCAGUUCCUUGGUGUUUCUGCCGUCUUAUGUUGGCUAUCUACUACAGAAAUAAUAGUCUAGACAGGCUUGUCAGGCUCUUCAAAGAACUAGAAGCAUAUGGUCGUAAACCUCCAAGCAAAGAUAUUAUCCGGAAGGUUGAAGAUGCAUACGACAUGCUUGGACUACUAGAGGAAAAGAAAGCUCUGCUUGAUAAAUACAAAGAUAUAUACAACAAGCCAUCUAGAGAUGAUCGAAAGAAGGGCUCUAAAUUAAAAAAGACUGAGAUGAACAAAACAUCCGCUGAUAAGCAAAGCAAGAUGGAAGCAUCUGAAAAUCUGCCAGAUCAUUGUUGCCUUUCAGAUAAGGAAUCAGCUGUCACCAUUUAGUCAAGAUAAGAGGCAACAUAAAGUACUGCAAUCAAAUCUGAACCAGACGCUGGCAGCAUUAGCGAUCAUCAUGCCCUCAGUACUGGUUUGCCCUUAGCAGCUGUCUAGCUGAUGCAGCCAACAGUACGUGCCAACCUAAUUUGAUAACAUGCCAUCUCGUUUAUUUCUGAUGUUGUCAAUAGUUGGAGCUAAUCUGAAUUUUCUUUUUCUUGGCUUGCUUAGGCCAAACAUAUCUAUCCUGCUACCAUCAAUAGUUACUCUCGUUUUUGUAUUUGUAGAGAAAACUGAGAUUUUUGGGUUUGUACUAAAAGAGUAUCGGUGCUUCCAUUUCUUGUUGGCAUCAUAUUAUGCUAUCUAGCCCUCUCACGAUGUAUCACAAAUUCACAAUUAUCAAAUCUGUACCUUCUGUUUUUUA
Messenger RNA from Phragmites australis (common reed), 1371 nucleotides. RefSeq names its product pentatricopeptide repeat-containing protein At4g18975, chloroplastic-like. The record is from RefSeq and is a predicted model, not a curated record. Bases 81 to 956 code for a protein of 291 amino acids. Gene Ontology annotation, molecular function: protein binding. The transcript has 7 exons. Lineage: Eukaryota; Viridiplantae; Streptophyta; Magnoliopsida; Poales; Poaceae.